Molecule: messenger RNA, 12712 nt
Organism: Haliotis rufescens (red abalone)
Lineage: Eukaryota; Metazoa; Mollusca; Gastropoda; Lepetellida; Haliotidae
Product: calcium-dependent protein kinase C-like
Exons: 17
Coding region: 38-2032 (664 amino acids)
Biological process (GO): protein phosphorylation
Molecular function (GO): diacylglycerol-dependent serine/threonine kinase activity; ATP binding; zinc ion binding
Source: RefSeq, a predicted model, not a curated record
UCGAGGAUGACGAAACUGUCAGUUCACGCUCAGCAAAAUGGCGGACGGUAAGGAAGGGUCUAUGAAAGCCGUGCAGCGUUUUGAGCGAAGGGGUGCUUUGAGACAGAAAAAUGUACACGAAGUUAAGGAUCAUAAGUUUGUAGCAAGAUUUUUCAAGCAGCCGACCUUCUGCAGCCAUUGCAAGGAUUUUAUUUGGGGGUUCGGAAAGCAAGGAUUCCAGUGUCAAAUUUGCAGUUUUGUGGUGCAUAAAAGAUGUCAUGAGUUUGUGUCAUUUGGAUGCCCUGGAGCAGAUCAUGGCCCUGAUUCCGAUGCUACAAACUUGCACAAGUUCAAGGUCCACACCUAUGGCAGUCCUACCUUCUGUGACCACUGUGGCUCUCUAUUGUAUGGACUGCUACAUCAAGGCCUUAAGUGUGACGCAUGUGACAUGAAUGUCCACAAAAGAUGUGAAAUGAACGUUCCCAAGCUCUGCGGCAUCGACCACACAGAAAGGAGAGGACGGAUUUAUCUUAGAAUUACACAUCUAACUGGCAAAUUGAAAAUUGAAGUCCUCGAGGCCCGAAACCUGCCACCCAUGGACCCGAAUGGACUGGCUGACCCAUACGUCAAAGUAAAGCUCAUCCCAGAUGAGUCUAACAAGUCCAAGAAAAAGACGAAAACAGUCAAGUCUACACUCAACCCUGAGUGGAACGAAUCAUUUAGCUUUGAUCUCGGGUCUGAUGAUGCUCACAAAAGAAUCUCAAUGGAGGUGUGGGACUGGGACCGCACAUCCCGCAAUGACUUCAUGGGGUCGCUGUCGUUCGGGAUCUCGGAGAUCCUCAAGAAUCCGGCAGAUGGCUGGUACAAGCUCCUGAGCCAGGAGGAGGGGGAGUUCUAUGGUAUUCCAGUCAGUGACGAAGUUGAACCCACCAUCGAAGAGCUCAAACAACUACAAGUCGAGCGCCAGGAAAGUAAUGAAAAGAAGAUGGUACCACUUGACAAGGCUCAGAACGUCAGUCGGCAAGACAUUGUACGUGCAAGUGACUUCAACUUUCUUACAGUUUUAGGAAAAGGUAGUUUUGGAAAGGUAGUUUUAGCAGAAAGGAAAGGGACUGACGAACUUUAUGCAAUUAAAAUAUUGAAGAAAGAUGUCAUCAUUCAAGAUGAUGAUGUAGAAUGUACGAUGAUAGAAAAACGGGUUCUGGCGCUGCCCACCAAACCUCCAUUCCUUGUUCUCCUUCACUCCUGUUUCCAGACCAUGGACCGCCUGUAUUUUGUGAUGGAAUAUGUGAAUGGUGGGGACUUAAUGUAUCGAAUCCAACAGGAAGGAAAGUUCAAAGAGCCUGUGGCUGCGUUUUAUGCAGCUGAAAUUGCCAUAGGUCUUUUCUAUCUCCAUUCCCAAGGAAUCAUCUAUAGAGAUCUUAAACUUGAUAAUGUGAUGUUAGAUGCCGAAGGACACAUCAAGAUAGCUGACUUUGGCAUGUGUAAAGAAGGAAUCAUCAACAACAAAACAACACGGACAUUCUGUGGAACACCGGAUUACAUUGCGCCCGAGAUUGUGUUGUACCAGCCAUACGGCAAGUCGGUCGACUGGUGGGCAUUCGGGGUGUUACUCUACGAGAUGCUUGCUGGACAGCCUCCAUUUGAUGGUGAGGACGAAGAGGAGCUGUUCACGUCGAUCACCGACCACAACGUGUCUUACCCCAAGUCUAUGUCCAGGGAGGCUGUGUCCAUCUGCAAGGGGUUGUUGACGAAGAACCCCCAGAAGCGACUUGGGUGUGGCCCAACUGGCGAGCGAGACAUAAAGGAUCAUGCAUUCUUCAGAAGGAUAAACUGGGAGAAGAUCGAAGGCAUGGAGAUUCAGCCUCCGUACAAACCCAAGAUUGGUUUUCAUGGCACGAAAAGUCGUAAAGAUGUCAGCAACUUUGAUCGUGAAUUUACAUCCGAACCACCUAAAUUGACGCCAACAGACAAGUUGUUUAUCAUGAACCUGGACCAGACUGAGUUCCAGGGCUUCUCAUACGUCAACCCCGAGUUUGUGGUCAAUGUGUAACUCUCCAGCACAAGAAACAGAAAUAUAGCUCUCUUCAACGACCAUAUUGGAAAGAAAAACAAGAUGGCUGCCAUGGGUUUUGACUAUUGAGAAUGCUAUGCCACGGUUCCCAUUGUGGCUGUUCUUGCCGCCAAUCACUAGUGGCUGGCACUUCUGGGAAGAUGAUUGGCAGAUGUGAAAUGAGUGUGACCUGAUGCUGGCAAGUUGUGAUUUCACUAAAACAGUUGUCAACUGUGGCUCAUUGGAUACCAUCGCGUGACGAGUCAUACUACGAUAAAGGGACUAUGUAGGAUUGUUUAUCAUUGAUAAGUUGCAUACAGUGUACAAUUAUUUCAAUCUGUUUAAGUAUGACCUUUUGUGUAUUCACUGGUGGCAAAACCUUUCUAGUGUUUUGACUGAUUUACUUUCUGUGUAUAGGUGCACAUCCUUGAGUCUACUUGAUAGAUGUUUGGUUUACAGUUAUCUUGUACAGACAGUAUAUAAGUCACAUGCAAAUUAGUCAGUAUAUGACUUUGAUAUUUCAAGGUUUAAGUAUUUUUGAUUUAUAUGUUUUCCAUGUAUUUCAGCCAAGUAACAAAAAACGUUCUUAACAAAAUGUGUAACAUAUGUGAUAACAUGCACAAGAAAUCUUGCCAAAAUAUAUGUCGACAUCAGAUCAUGUAUGUUCCAUUACUACUGAUUAAGGUAAGCUGUACACUAGCUGUCGAUAACAUAAGUGUAUCAUGUGAUUGAUCGGCAAUAAAGGUAGGACAGCCGAUGUAUAUUUAAUCAUUAAAUAGGAUGUCAAUUUUAUCACACCACACAAAUAUUAAAAUUUGCAGGUAAUCAUUAAAGUUGCACCAAGUUACAAGGAGUAUUGUUCAGAUAUCGGAGUCUACAUGGUUCGAGAGUAGUCUAAUCAAUAACGUUAAACAAAAGGGACAGAAAAAUUAUCAUCAUCAUAGGAUAAAAGCAGAGCCCAUUGUAUGUUACAUUGUUGGGCCUAUAGGCUGUAUAUGGAACUUCAUAAUUAUCAUGUCUCCUUUUUCAAGUCAAGAGUGUAAGUAGACUAUUUGCAUUAUACAGAAUAGCUCUAUGGACUUUUGAAUCCCAUUGGGUUCAGAAAGUGAGGAAUGAAAAAGAGAUUAUGUGCAGAGGUUAAAUAGUAUUUCUAUUAUGUGUGAAAGAUUGUAAGGUUACCUGGGAAGGUCCAUAAGUAUUCCAGUUGAUAGGAAACAAAAGGCUUCAGCAUCAGUUUGGGACAACCCAGUUGGUGCAGCAGGAGCUGGUCACCUGAUCACCUGAUCAUCUGGUCACCUGGUCAUCUGGUCACCUGAUCAUCUGGUCGCCUGAUCAUCUGGUCACCUGAUCAUUUGGUCACCUGAUCACCUGGUCAUCCGGUCACCUGAUCAUCUGGUCAUCAUCUGGUCACCAGGUCACCUGUUCACCUGUUCACCAGAUCACCUGGUCACCUGAUCAUCUAGUCACCCGGUCACCUGAUCAUCUGGUCACCCGGUCACCUGGUCACCUGAUCAUCUGGUCACCUGAUCACCUGGUCAUCCGGUCACCUGAUCAUCUGGUCAUCAUCCGGUCACCUGAUCAUCUGGUCACCCGGUCACCUGAUCAUCUGGUCACCCGGUCACCUGAUCAUCUGAUCACCAGGUCAUCUGAUCAUCUGGUCGCCUGAUCAUCUGGUCACCUGAUCAUCUGGUCACCCGGUCACCUGAUCAUCUGGUCACCCGGUCACCUGGUCACCUGAUCAUCUGAUCACCUGGUCACCUGAUCAUCUGAUGCUGCUUCUGCAUGGCCCAUCUGCUGCAUGCCUGAGGGAGACGAUCACUUGUGUUUUAUUGACAAAGUACUGAUUUACUCAGUUGACCAUAUGUUGCAGAGUGAGGCACUUUCAUAUUUACUGACUUACUGAUUUGGCCAGUUAUAUUUUUAUCAUUGGGAUUGAGUUUGGCAAUUUUAUAUUUACCAUUGGGAUUGAGCUAGGCAGUUAAAUAUUUACCAUGGGGAUUGAGUUAGGCAGUUUUAUAUUUACCAUGGGGAUUGAGUUAGGCAGUUUUAUAUUUACCAUGGGGAUUGAGUUAGGCAGUUUUAUAUUUACCAUGGGGAUUGAGUUAGGCAGUUUUAUAUUUAUAAGGGAUCUUGGCUAGGCAGUUUAAUAUAUACAACUUGCUUUCUUCUUAGUCUGUUCAUUCAAGGAUAUUGAAAACAUCCUACAUGUCGGUUUGUUAUAUACUUCAUCAGUAUUAUGAUUACAAGAUCUGUCAACAGAUAAAUAAUAUCCUAUGAUGAUCAAUUUGCUUGUUGACUUGUAUUACUGAUAUCUUGUGCAUGAUAAUUGCUGGUCCCUGUUUUCUAUUUCAGUGACAUUCAUAGGCAUGCCUUGUAGAUUUCAUUGUCAUUAUCGCUCCGUGUCAUAUAUUUGACAUGAAAUCAGUGCAUGAGAAUCUUAAUUAUUAUUGUGUAGUUUGAAGUGAUUUGAGAUGUUUAUCCUGUUUUAAAGAUGGUUUUCACUCUGGACCAGUCACUUGUCUCAAUUAGUCACAUAUAUCGUUAUUCACAACUGUAAUCGACCAAAUGUGAGUCAACCACAUGCAUGCUUUUGUAGGGGGAUUGAGGAAAUCAGAUCAGCUGUUUGUAUUAUAACAGAUUGAUUUAUUUGAAAUGUCAUAAUCAUAUCCUAUUUUAAGACGUUCAUGUAUUAAUCUAAGGUAGAACUGAUUUGCCAGUUUUGUUUGGGUAAACUUUGCACUAGCAGUAGUUAAAUUUGGUAAAUACCAAGUAUUUCUUUUAACAGCAGGAUUCAAACAUGUGUCAUAUUGACAAGUUACUUAGUAUCAGCACUUUAACCAACUCGUACCAAUGUAUGACACACGACUGUGAUGGAAGUAGGGAACAAACCCCUGAGUAAGAUUGUUGAACACUUACAGGAAUGUCGAUCUCCGUAACCAUUCUUCAUUACUAGAGUUGUAUUUUGAUAUGAGUUGUGUUGAGUUUAAUUAUGCUUUGAAGUGUUGGCACUGCUAGAGAUACAUGUAGAAUAGUUUCACAUGUCGGAGAGACAAGUAGUCUCGUGUAUUUCCUUGCCUCACACUUAACUCAUAUAAGGCUAAAAAAAUAAUAGUCUUGGUUCUCAGGCUCCGCAUGUAUCAUCAUUAAGUCAGCCGUAUGUUUCGUUUUUAUUUCCAAUUUCAAAAAAAAUAAAUAAUAUGUUUUAAUAUUUCGCAUCUCGAACACGCGACCCUGGCAGUGAAAUUCUACAAUACUUAAGAACAACAUGAUUUUACUGAAAUUAUUGUAAACGAACUUUGGUUUUUAUACUUGCUUGAAAAAAACAAAAAAAACACCAUCGCCCACCCGCCCGCAUUAUUUAAAGCCAUUGCCUGAAAACCAAUUCUUUUAUUUAUUUGAAGCCUAAGGUGUUAUUGAAUCAACCGUUGCAUUCAAUUGAAGAAUACAAGACAUGUGUGACACAUUGUGGUCAGUAUUCUGUAUCAAGUUUGAAAUUUACAAAGCAAAUGUGAUUUCCUGUUGAAUAUGAACAAUGUGUUUGUCGUAAUAUAUUCUGAAUUCAAGUUGAAAUGAACAAGGAAAAUUGGACUUCUGAACGAUUGCAUCAAAGAGCUUGUGAUAUUAUUGAGGAUUGAUUACAAGCAACUCAAUAUUGAUUUCAGUCUAGAUAAUAUAUAUUGUUAUUCCCAAUUAAUGAGGAGUAGCAAUGCCACUCGGUCAUGUCAUGUGACAGUAGUGUUUCACUUGUGACUCAUUUCAAAAGGUGUCUAUCUACAGCGCUUUAUGACAUUUCAGUGACACAUUUGUUAUGGAAUUAAGUAAAGCAUAUUACAAUUUUUUGUUCAGUUUAUAUUUUGUGCAAUUUUGUUUAUAUUUACCUAUGUUUUGUAGAGUAUAUUACAUUAUUGUGAGGUUGAAUUCUCAAAAUAGUUUGUUUAUUUUAACAAAAUCAAAUAUUUCUGUUCAGGGACAACAUUGUUGCUUGUUUGCUUAAUCAAAAAUAUCUUAAUUUAGCUUUGCUACAAGCGUAAGUAUUUCCCAGUUCAAAGAUACAAAAUUAACGUGAAGGGGUAUGCAUGUUUUAUGAAUCAUACUGACAUUUGGAUAUUUAUGACUCACAAUUUUAUGAUGUGAAUAAUCAUGGAGAAUAAUCUCCAACUGAAUAGUGUUUAUGAGUGUUUAUUAUUGUUUAUUAUUGUUUAUGGUAUUUGUCUUUUCCCUAUGCUAAGUUUGUUAUUUUCAUUUAUAACAUAUCCCAAGGUGCAUACAGUAAUAUUUUGUUACUUUACAAUUACACGAAUUUACUUGACAAAACUGAAUAAGAUCUUAUGAUUGUUUUCAAUCAGAGAUUUUACCAACUGUUAACAUGUUGCCUAUGGUAUUGAUGCGAUGUACGUACUGUAGCUUAUAGAAGUGGUAGUGCUUCAAAUUUUAAGCGUUUUUCUGUUAUUUUGUCUUUGGUAUGGGCAUAAAUCAUAUAGGUAGUUCAAUUACUUCAUAAAAAUACCCACACUUUCAAUGGAGAUUCAAUAAUGCCUAAUUUGUUUGUAUAAUUAUGCAGUUUUCAAAGACCAAAUAUUUCCAAGCCCCCCAUGAGGUUGUGAUUAGACACAGGCAGGUGUGGUAAGUUACUCAACCUGUGUUCACAUUUAGCCUUGGUGUUUUUUAAUUAUGUGUAUGGUACUUGUGACGAUCAGGGUUGAUCUGUGUUACUAUGGAGAACUGGCUUGUCAAACUCCUCUACUUAAAAUACCAUCAGAUUGAUGUGCUUCAUGUGCACGCAUUCAGAAUUUCUCUCAUAUGUGUUAAUUCGCUCAAAGUUAUGUUGUAAGAAAUGUUUGGCAGUUUUGCCCAGUCUCCAAGCAGAGACAGGGGUAAUUGCGUGAUACACCUUUAACAGUUUCGACUCUUGAAUAUUUUUCAAACUUGACACAGGUUGUCAAUUUAUGUUGAACAACCUUGAAAUUUAUCACAAAUAAUUCUGCCUCUGUACAUGAUAUUCAACUGCAUAAUCACAUGACUAAUUUUUAUUGUAAAAUUUCUUAUUAUGUUAAAGUUUCACUCAAAGCAUGUUAUGAUUGUUAACUUGUUGAUUUUUUGUUAAAUUUUUCACCCUUAAUCGCUCAAGCAUUCUUCCAUUCCACAACCAACCAGAGAAAUAAUCACUGGUCCACCUUAAUCUCUCAAAGGUGCAAGAUCAGAAAUGCAUUUUUUCUUAGACUGUUUAUUGCAAUUUCUGACAGAGAGUACGUCACACUCAGUUACAGGUAUUUUAGUGACUGCCAAAUAUGUUCAAUUUAAUGCUCAAAGCAUUCCUCAAUCAUUGCCUUAGCUCAGAGUAGUGAUAUUUGGUGACUCUUUUCUCCAUUUCAAAUAGGGUGGUCGGAUAGCCUAGUGGUUAAAGCAUUCACUCGUCACGCCGAAGACCUGGGUUCGAUUCCCGACAUAGGUACAAUGUGUGAAGCCCAUUUCUGGUGUCCCACGCCGUGAUAUUGGAAGAUUGCUAAAAGCGGCGUAAAACCAUAAUCACUCACUCACUCACUCACUCACUCACUCACUCACUACAUUUCAAAUAAAGCUUAAAAAAUGCAAACACUUCUAACUCUGUACCUUUAAGUAUUGUCAAAUGUAAAACAUAGAUUCAAACUCUCUGUACUCUGUACAUUGUCUUGUCAAUAUAGCCAAGGCUUGAGUGAGUCAUAAUCAAUUGAUUUAUGUUAUUGAUCAUCUCUACUUGUUCAAUGACUGGUUGUGUUACGUUACAGAUGUUUAUUUGUAGCUCCCAGUCCUCACUGCCAAGUCUACUUUUACAUACAUAACCAAGAAGUCGGUUUUAGUUGCUCUAUAUACAGAUCAAGUUCAUAAUGGCGUGUAUAUUUUGCUUCUCGUCAGGUGCCCAGCAGCACUUGUUGAUGUAUUUUUUAAAUAACAUUUGAUUUUAGAAUGGAUCUUUAAGGAAAUGGAAACCUCUAGAAAAUUAUAUACUACUCAAAAGAAGUUAAGGAACUCCCAAUUAUUUCCUGUUACUGUAGUUUAUCUGUCAUGGCAUGAAAGAAUCAGGUGUCCUUUUACUUUUUUUGAGUGGUAUAUUUGAUUUGUGGGAAGUAAGACAGCAAGGUUUGCUCAGUAUGAGGUGUUGUUCUUGUGUGUAAUCUCAUUUUGGUCUUUGCUCUAAUGACAUUUCUAAAUCUCCCAAAUCUGAUGUCGUAUAUUUCAAAAUUUGAUGAAUUUCUGAAAUCAUCCACAUGCAAUUUUUCUGUUUCUUUCUCGAUGUUCAAUACACAUUAAUCAAAGAAGAUUGUAAAUUCAUUAAGAAAAAUCAUCAAAGAUUCAAUGAAUUCUUAAGUGUUUUCUUUUUUGGAGUAUUUGAUUUCCUUGUGACAUUUUGAAUUUUUCUGGUUCAGAAGUAUUUACACUAUGUUGGGAUUGGGAUGCGCUUUUUGUUUGUUCGUUCAUGGAAGUGGGUUAGUGGUUAUGAGUGUCAGUUUCCUGAUAUAUGCCUGUCUGUGUGUACAAGGAAGUGUUGAUUUCUGAUGUAUAGACAUGCUCUGUCAUGCCAUCAGCUGUUGAUGACCUUGAACACAAUAUCUCCCAUCUCGGCUCGACCCCUCGCUAUGCAGCAUUCGACUCCAUCUUGGCAGAGAUGUGAUCCAGAUUGACAUGAUUGACAGAUAUGAUUGACACAUGUAACUGACCAUGAUGUAGGUGAAUGACAAGAUGACAUUGACAACAUCAGUGACAGGCUGACAGGCUGACAGGAGGAUAGUGCUGUGAAGAUGUCAUGUAAAUUUGUUUUAGGUAUAAAUUUUUACACUGAAAAUGAAAACAGAAAAACAAUAAUAAAAAAAUAUGUAUAAAAUAAAAGCAGAAACUAUGAUUUACUACCAAAUGAGAAAUUGUUUUUUUCUGAAAUGCACCGGAAUACCACAUAGUGCUGUGGUUCAAGGGAUGUUGAUUUCACAUGUUCAUCGACACAGCAGUAUAGGUCUCUGUUACUGUAUGUUGCUAUGGUUACCUGAGGUACUGGAUAGGACAUUUUCUGCAUUGGCAGUGGUAAUCAGGUCUCACCUGUCGACACCACCUAACCACUGCCACGAGUGAUGGCAGAAUCUGGUCUGAUGGGUAGUAACUUGAUACUUAAGUGGAAUUUAGUAACGAAUUGAAGCUCUUCCGACUGGAGAGAAUGACAUUUAGGAUGAGGUAGAGAUGAAGAAAUGAUGAAGAGUGUGAUGCUGCGGCUGCAGUAAGGUGAAGGUUAUGAUGAAGGAAGGAAACGUUUGGCAAAGAUCUACUGCUGCUGUAGUAGGGAGCUGAAUAAGCUGGAAGGAGGAGGAUGCCAUGUACACACGUUGUCAUGGUUACUGUCCUCAACAGCUGACAUGUUGCGAUCUGAUGCUGCUUAAAACUGCAAUUAUAUCAUGGACAAAGUCAUGGACAGAAACUAGAUAUAUACUGAACCGCAAAAGGAACAUUACUUCAUGAAAAAACUUCAUUAAAGUUACCCAAGGAGGUUUCUAAUUUUUUGCGUUAGUUUGUAUCCACAUUUCAUGUCAACAGAUGAGAAGUGACACAAAGAUGGAUAUAAUGGGUAUCAUGAUAAUCAAAAUUCACUUGUGUUUCCUUGUGCCUUUUCUGAUAAUCGACACCCCAAUACGUGCAUCGAACAUUCUUGCAUCGAUACCAGCGCCAUGCCAAGACUUGUGAUACUGACUUACGUAAAAAAUGGGAUACCUCCAAAAAAUGCAUUGAUAUUUCAAUGGGAAACUUUCAUGAAUUAUUUUCAUGAAGUGAUGUUUCUUUUGAAGUUCAGUAUAUUAUGAAAUGCAACACCCUGGUCCCUUUAGAGAUUUUGAAGUUUUUGGAUUUUAAUUUGUUUCAGAUAAUUUGUUUGGCUUAAUAUAAUGUAUAUUUCCAUCAAUUUCAUGUGAUAAUUUGAAAUAUGAAGUUGGAUAUGGAUUUAUGACCAGGACUGAUAUAUUGCCAGCACCUUAUUGACGACAGUGCUUACAGCAAUAUUAUGAUCGUGACAGAAACAGCUGUGUGUUUGUGUUUGUUUCGUACAAGAGUAACAGAUGGACGUUUACGCCAGAUUGUUGUCGGAUCUCAUAGUGGAGCUGGGCUGAGGACAUAUUGCAUUCAGGUCAGCUGUAGUUGGAGAUGACUGACAUGAAAUAUACAUGAUAUUGAUUCAUGUGGGUCGGGCAGAUACAGAUUGAUCCAACACUGCAGUACUGGCUCGGGUUGCAAUGUACACCCGUGAAUGAUGGACCUUGGAAUGAUCACAGUGCACAUGGGCAUGCAUGACUGUAGGGCUGAAGGGGGUUCACACAAUGGGCAGUUUAAUAGAGGCAUUGUCUGCCAAAAAUCAAACAAAUUCAGCUUUUUUUUCAGUAUUUUGGCAAAGGAAAAAAUAGCACAUAUCAUCAAAUUACAUUUUCAUCAUUUCAAUACAUGAAUAAAAAUAUGCCUAUUUCUGAAAAAUGUUUUGGUAGGAUAUGAAAUUUCUUUCAAUGAACAGUAAGGGAAAAGGCAAGAAGCAUUAAGUUUGUGAAGUGAUGAAUACUUUUCACACAGCCCUGUGUUGAUGUGGUAUGUGAUGGAAACUGGCGUUGGGAUUAUACAGCUUAAGCUGACACUGGGAGGAGUCUUUGAAAUUCAUGCUGUUCGGCUAGCCCGAGACUACUAAAUUGUGCUGAGGUCAAGUUAGAAUCCAGUGAUGGUAGUCCUCACUGACUAGUAGCAUUUGAGGGCUGUAAUUCUGAACCAGUUCUCAAUGUUUCAGUUUAGCUUCAUAUCGAAGGGAAUAAAACUGACAGGAAAUUUAGAUGUUGUAAACAUUUCUAUCUCGGCUACAACAAACUCAGAGAACUGGUGUAUAAAGGCUUCAACUCAUCCUCUAGGCUAGUCUCUACAAAAAUGAAUUUCUAAGGCUGGGGGAGAUAUUAUAACCAUGCAACAUUUAAAAAAACAAACAUGCAUAAUGAAAGUUAUUACUAAAAAUCUGUUUUAUUUAUGGGUUUUUUCAUAUCACUAUUUUACUAAAACCAUUUGCAUAAUUUAUUUUCUAAUGUAAUCUUGUCAGCUAGGUAACUAUAGAAUGGCAUGGCUAAAGAAUAGACCACUUUGAUGAUUGACAGAUGAUGAACGGAUGAUUGACAAGUGGAACAUGAUCAUGAACUAUUUGUGCCCAUGACGUCUUCAUGAAUACUUGCAUAUAAUCUGUAUGACACCUUCAACAUACAAUGAAAGACUGUGUUCACCAAAACUGUCAUCACAGUUAUUAAAUUUACAUAAACUUUUCAAAAUUAUUAUCAUAUACCUUCAAAAUCAUUGUUUAUCAAAUAUGAAUAUAACAACAUAAUAUAUACUUGUAUAUAAAUGUCCUUAUUUCAUGAAAUUGUGAUGUGAGAACCUAUUGUGGCAUUUUGUUCAGAAAGUCUUUUCUUUCUUUCUUUUUAUCCUUUCCUUCUAACCAUAGUGGCACCACAGAUCCAAUUCAGUGCACUCUUCCUUGUAUAUAUGAACAUUGUGAAUCUCUGUGGAACAAUGUGGCGAGGACCACCACCAAUAUGGAUCCAGCCUUCUGUGCUCCUGGUUCAGAGGGACAAUGUAGUGUUUUAGUGUCUUAUAUGCAUCAUAUUGUUAUAUCUUAUGCAGACUGACCGAAGAAGUGCAUGCAGACCUGGGAUAUAUUUAACAUACAACUAUUUACACAAUCAAAUUCAUUUCAUUCAUUUUUGGUUAAAAAAUGAGUUUGAUGUUUAUUACAUUUAUCUGUGUAAUCCAGGUUUUAUGUUAUAGGUAACUGAAGACAUUUAUGACAUUUUGGAGUUACAGAGUUUCAUUUUAAAAAAUGUAUUUGGGACGUCUGAAAUUAGAAAAAAUAUAAUCCAUUGUACAGGAUGUUGUAAUUAUCUUACAUUUUGAUUUGGAUUGGUAAUAUGAUAUAAGAACAUCAGGAACAAAAUCAGUUUCAGUCAUGUUAUAAUCCCUUGGAUUUUUUUUUUCCCAAAACGAUCUUUACUGGCAGCGGUUUAUGAAAAAACUCAUUCUGAUUGAUUUGUUUCUGAAUUUUCUAUUUAUAAGGUCAGAUUUGUAAACGAGGCAAAAAAAAUUGUAUAAUUUGAUCAUGUAUGUCUUUGUUACUUUUUUUAAAUAUUCUCACUGCAUGGACUCAAAUAUGUCACUCAGUAAGAGCUCAGUAUUUUCUUUUGAUGGAAUUACACUAAGUAUUUAAUGUAUUAAGAGUAUAUGCAUCGGUUGGUAAGUUUAAUGUUAAGUUAGCUGUGUAUCAUUUGUCAAUAAUCUCGACAGUACAUAAGUCAAGCUGAAAUGGGAAUAAUUUCUACAUAUGUCUGUGAAUGUUAAAGUUGUUAUGUUAGUCUAUCCCAGAUCUUCAUGACUGGGGAUGUAUGUUGUGUGGUCCACACAGUGUCUGCGAGGGAGGGGUGUGCACACCUAGUGCAGGGGAGGGGGGGAGUGCUAUCAAGAGGUUUCUUUAUAUUACAGAGUUGAUUUAUUCCAGAUUUCUACCUUACAGCGUUUCAGAUGCUUUAUUUCUUGGCAUGGAGCUCCAGCUGUAUACGACUAGACUACAAUGCCAUUCCUAGCAUUUCACCUGCUAGACAAAUGUUGUGUCUCCUCAUAUCGACUAAAUAAAUGGAUUGCCUGUCCUAUUUA